Neurospora crassa OR74A is the source of this 2957-nucleotide messenger RNA. RefSeq lists its product as hypothetical. NCBI's taxonomy places the organism in Eukaryota, Fungi, Ascomycota, Sordariomycetes, Sordariales, Sordariaceae. Gene Ontology annotation, cellular component: plasma membrane; endoplasmic reticulum. The transcript is spliced from 2 exons. Bases 1513 to 2391 code for a protein of 292 amino acids. The record is from RefSeq and is a predicted model, not a curated record.
GGCAUUUGGGUAACUUGCGGCAGCCACCCGCCGACCGGUCGACGAUUACAGUACCACUUUCCCUCACACUUCGAACGUUGCAUCCAUCAUGGUGAUUCAACACUGCGGGCGUCCGAUAGGCAAGGGCGCCAGGGUAGGUUGAGUGCAGUGCGGAACGACACGGAAGCCGCGGGAGUUUGAUUUGAAGCUGAAGCUCGCUUGACCGGGCAGCAGCGACAACAACAUCAACCGACGUCUUCGGCCCAAUUUGAGUCCUCAGGACAACAAGGAAGGUACGUAAAGGCUGGCUUGAGGCUGUCACGAUCUUUGUCCAAGUUUUACCAUGACGGCCGACAAUCAUGAGCUCCUCCUGCCCCGAUCGCGCUCCGAAUAUGCCCAUGUCACUACCUAAGUAACCCCAACAAGAGGCCAGGGCAGCGGAUUUUGAAGGGCUGGCCAUCAAUCAGUCACUUACACCAAAAAUGCCGUAUGCCAAGACAAGCCCUUGAAGACAUCCUUCCCUUUUAUCAUGCAAGGAAACGCGAUUAUCGUACCAGUCCGUCAUCGUCGUUGACAACAAAACAACAUUGGUAAGGGAAAACUCUACUCCAGGUACCUAGGUACGCAAAGCCAAGGCGCAAGCAACCUGAGGGCACACACGGACAAUUCUGGUCAUCCAAUGCAACGAAGAAUAAGAGGAGAAAAUGUGUGUGUUCUGCGGAGCAGAUAGUCCGGCUUCGCUGUAUCAUUCCGUCACCACUCCCAUCUCUUUCAACACCUAGACGUGCCACACAAUGUUAUCGCUGAGCAAAGCUACCUAUGUACUGUAUACUGGGGUAGAUCGGCAGCUCGACAAGCCAAUCGGCAGAACAAGCGAACUAGUGUCGCGAACAGCGUAUGUUGGACGGCUCAUGGAGUGGAUUUGCGGUUGGGAGGUCAAAGAGCCUGAAGCUUAUCUGGUCCUCCUUGUCCAGACUCGGUUGUUGUCUUCACCACCCUUGGUUGGUUGCAGGUACCGGUACGUCUUCCUUUCGCAGUUACGUACCUGACUACCACUUAAGAGCUACUACCCUAUGGUAGAAGCUCGGUGCGCCGGCACGCCUGCUGUCGUCCCUCCUUCGUCCCUUCGCGUUGACGGGACAAUGACGCCGGAAAACUCGGGUUUCGAGAACUUUCUGAUUAAGCCUUCACAAACCAAGUGAUGUGACUAAUGUUAUCUCCGGGCCCUGCAAGCAGAUGUCAUUCAAACAUUCAAGAGAGGCCAGACCAGAAAGCACACAUCUCUCCAGCCUGCAUCUAUAAAAUACCAGUCUUGCCUACACCCGACCCAAUACCUGUCAGUCCAUCACCAGAGCAUCAGCAACAACAGAGUUCGUACAACACUUCAACAACAGCAUACACUCCUCACCAAUUUUGGCCAUCCUUACUAGGCAACGAGGAAAUCGACGAGUUCUUUCGCUCCCGUCUAGUGUACGACAUAGCAUCAGCAACCGUUUUACCUAAGCGACCCGUAGAGGUAUCAUCGGAACCACAAUGGCGAUUUUACUCCCACGCAACGACGUCUUGAACGUCCAUCCCGCUCCUCAGGGCCAGCAUCUAAGUGUGCACGGUUCGGAUUGGCUUUGGGCUGCUACUGCCCUCUUUGCAUUUAACACACUCGUCCUAUUUGCUCUCAAAUUUAAGGCCAGUCGCGGUGAACGCCUCUGGCAUUACAUCUGGAUUGUCACCAACCUGGUGGCUACCUUCGCCUACUUUGCUAUGGCGGCUAACCUCGCCUGGGAUGUGGUCAGCCAAAGGAACCAGGUUCGUCAACAUGGCCCUACCCGUCAGAUCUUCUGGGCCAAGUAUGUUCUAUGGGUCGUCUCUUUCCCUGCGGCUAUCCUCGCCAUGGGCAUUCUCUCCGGUGUCUCUUGGGCUACCAUCGUUUUCAACAUCUUCCUCUCUUGGAUCUGGGUCAUCGGUUACCUCGUCGCCGCCUAUGUUCCUUCCAACUACAAGUGGGGUUUAUUUGCCUUUGCCGCUCUUGCCCACAUCUUCCUCGCUUUUGAGACCCUGUUCCGCGCCCGCAGCUCGGCUAACCGUGUUGGUAUCAACCGCGAUUACACGAUGCUCUCUGGCUGGACCAACCUCCUGUGGCUCCUCUAUCCCAUUGCCUGGGGUGUCUCUGACGGCGGCAAUGUCAUUGGUGUCACCAAGAGCAUGAUCUUCUUCGGCAUUCUCGACGUCCUCUUCAUCACCACUCUCAGCUACGCCUUUGUCGUCCUCAGCCGCCGCUGGGACUACAGUCGCCUCAAUAUUGCCUUCACUCAGUACGGCCGCGUCCCCAUCGCCGGUACUUAUCCCGAGAAGCAUGCCACCACCGAUCCACACUCCGGCGUGACUGACCCUCACACUGCUGCUCCUGCCGUUUAAGCAACGCACUACUUCAUAGGGUCAUGAUAUGACCCAUUUAGGUGUACGGUCUGGCCGCACAACUUAUGAUGAGCCUCUCCCAGCCUGCUCAUCCUUGAAUGGUUGAGCACCUAGGAAUGGGAGACAUUUCUACACGACUUUCUUACGACGACACGCCAAUGUGCUUCUUUUCAUGUCCGGUUACAGUUUAGGCUUGGUUACAGUGCACAACGAUACCCUACAUCCGCUCGUUUUUGUAUUUUUACUUAGUAAUUUGAUGAAGGACGAUAGAGGUCAUGAUUUGGGAUGGAUAUACCACGAAAAGGCGGCCUGUUAGCUCCGGUGGAGGAAGGAUGAGGUGAAUGAAAUUAGUCGAUAUCACUACGGAGUUGAGACGCAUGGUGGGAUGGCUGCUAAUGUCGGGUAUAAUGGAGCAGAUGGAGGAGGUAUCCCAUGCUAUAGACAACUCUGUUAAAUAUUUAAUAACAUGAUUCGUUUGAAAGAAAACUCAUUGGUCAACGGGGAGACAGAAAGCUUUAGAUAGGCGCUGGGAGCCUGGGAGACGUAGCUUAGGCGGCUUCGCUACG